Molecule: messenger RNA, 2194 nt
Organism: Schistocerca gregaria
Lineage: Eukaryota; Metazoa; Arthropoda; Insecta; Orthoptera; Acrididae
Exons: 6
Coding region: 200-1414 (404 amino acids)
Source: RefSeq, a predicted model, not a curated record
CCUUUUUUUCCUGUUAGCCUUAUUUGAUCCAGUCUCGAAGAGCGCGAAUCGUGUUAUAGCGCGACAUGUACCAUCUCUCAAGUAGUCAACCGCUCGAUCGAAAUCUGUUUUUGAGUCGCUCAUAGAUGAGAAAUUUUUGAUUGCCUUGACACGAAAAAAAUUAUUUUUUACCUCCUUGGUCUCCCUCGCAUAUGCCGUUAUGUAUAUUUGGGGUACUGAGCUCUGCGAACUUGCCAAUGCCCCGCCUGCCAAGUUCUGCGCAUAUCCCGUGCACUUGCAUUACUCUAGUCUCGUUGAGGCGCGAAUAGCCGUGGUAGCGUGCGGUCUCACUUUCAAUGUCGCGCUGACUGAGGACGGCGAGCUUUACAGCUGGGGAUACGGCGCAGUUGGUCAACUCGGCCUGGCCUAUACGACGGUUCAGCCUCGUCCUUGCAAAAUCACCGAGAAUAUUCCCGCGGGUACUCGAUUCAAGGACGUCUGCGCAGGGGAGCACCAUGUGCUCGCAUUGACCGAUUCAAACGAGCUCUACGCCUGGGGCGCCAACGAUAUGGGCCAGCUAGGCACCGGAGACUUCAUACCCCUGAACAGACCAACCAGGGUACUGCGCGAUGAAAAGUUCAAGUCGAUAUCCGCGCGCUCCGAUCACAGCGUUGCUCUGAACGAGCAAGGACAGUGCUUUGUGUGGGGAAGCGAAUGGAUGGGGCAAGCCGAAGACUCAAAAUUUGGCGCCAUUUGCUCGCCGAGAAGAGUGUCCGAAGAGCUGACCUUUUCUUGGGUCUGCGCCGGCGCAGACUGUACAUUUUGUGGAACAAAGAGAAACAAAAUCUAUAGCUGGGGAAAUGGAAGCCACGGAAAGCUCGGACAUGGAGAUAUCAAGUCUCAACUUUUUCCCACCCUGAUCAAUUUUUUCACAAAGCAAAACAUCCGCGUCGUGAAAAUGGCCGUUGGGGAUGCGCACGCACUCCUUCUGUGCAGCAAUGGCGAAAUAUGGUCGUGGGGUGGAAACGCCUAUGGCGAAGCCGGCCAAGAUUGUACCAACCGGCAACUGCAGCCAAAAAGAGUCGUUAUUUCUCGUGAAGCACCCACGUUCUUUGUAGACAUCGCCGCUGGCUGCAGGUUCAGCGUCGCUCUUAGUGAUCAGGGCGAGUGCUUCACGUGCGGUAGCGCGGACAACGGCGUGUUGGGGAACGGAGGCUCGGAGACUUCGGUUCUGUCAUUGACACCUAUUAAAUUCGACGGCUUCGCGAAAAGAGUUUUUGCAGGAAAAAAACCGUAUUGCCGUUCUAGAAUCCGAAAAAGCUCUGAUCUCCCAGUAACUCUCUUGAACCUUUGUCGGCAGCGGAGCUUCUCACUUGAUGAUCGCCCGCCGACCAGUUCUUAUGCGCCCCGUCCUAAGAAAUGCUAUGCUGCCUAAAAUUUAUUUUUAUUUUUUUUUUAGCCCUGUCACCACUCUUAAAUAAAAAAUAUCUUCAGCAGGCCUUUUGCUCGUAACUCGCACACACGUUAUUAUACGUACGAAGGGGCUAUAUGCUGCUCGCCUCGCGUUUUUUUUGUGUAUAUUUUUUGCUUCUUACUGGCGCUUGGCGUCAAUGCGGAGGAUGCCAGCAUCGUAAUACCCAACUCGGCGUCAGAAGGGCAGUCCUCAAAUCUCAUUUUCUCGGCCGUGUUCCACAAAAACGCUGAUUAUGUCUUCUAUCCCGACUCGUUCACCAGCAUUCUCGUCGGUGUGCACAACACUGGAGAAAGUGAUUGCGAAAUUGUUUCCAUCGGUGCAAGCCUCAGUUUGAUUUCGUCUCCCUCCACUCCAAUCAAAAUGUUCAGACCCAAUGAUUUCAAACAACCCGUUUCAGGGAACACGAGAGGUACCAUAGAGUACUAUCUAUUCAUAGACAACUUGAUCAUCCCUCAAGACUACGUCUUGUCUGUAUACGCCAACUACACGGAAGAUGGCCGACAAGGACUCAGCUCGGUUAUUUGCCAGAAAGAAAUCAAAAUCGUUGACACUCCAUCUUAUGCCGACUGGAUAGGCUUGUGCAUGCUGCUUGCCAUAACUGCCGUCAUUUUAUAUUUCGCCUAUAGGCCGUUGAAGGUCUAUUUCUUCAGGCUUCUCUCCUAUCUCAACUCUUUCAAACCCCGCUCGCGUAAGAAGGCGGCAGCUAAGCGCGCUAAUUAAAUACAGGCUGGAUAGAACUCA